AAGUGUAAGAGGGGAAGAUGUGUAUAUCAUUCAGAGUGGCUGUGGAGAAAUAAAUGACAACUUGAUGGAGCUCCUCAUCAUGAUAAAUGCUUGCAAGAUUGCAUCGUCAUCCAGAGUGACUGCAGUUAUUCCAUGUUUUCCAUAUGCCAGACAAGAUAAGAAAGAUAAGCUCUCUUAAUGCAUGUUGGCUUGUUUCUCAGAGUCGUGCUCCAAUCUCAGCAAAACUUGUUGCCAAUAUGCUGUCAGUUGCUGGGGCUGACCACAUCAUCACCAUGGACUUGCAUGCUUCUCAAAUACAGGGUUUCUUUGAUAUUCCGGUGGAUAACCUAUAUGCAGAACCUGCAGUGUUGCAGUGGAUUAAAGAGAACAUUUUGGAAUGGAGAAACUGUAUCAUAGUUUCACCUGAUGCAGGUGGAGCAAAAAGGGUUACGUCAAUAGCUGACAGAUUGAAUGUGGAAUUUGCUCUUAUUCACAAGGAAAGAAAGAAAGCUAAUGAAGUGGACAGAAUGGUCUUGGUUGGUGAUGUGAAAGAUAGGGUAGCUAUUCUUGUUGAUGACAUGGCUGACACGUGUGGCACAAUUUGUCAUGCAGUAGACAAGUUGUUAUCUGCUGGAGCAACCAAAGUUUAUGCUAUUCUCACUCAUGGAAUCUUCUCUGGUCCUGCUAUUUCUCGAAUUAAUAAUGCUGGAUUUGAGGCUGUUGUAGUAACUAACACAAUCCCACAAGAAGAGAAAAUGAAACACUGCCCCAAGAUUCAGGUUAUUGACAUUUCCAUGAUCCUGGCCGAAGCAAUCCGAAGAACACACAAUGGUGAAUCAGUCUCCUACCUGUUCAGCCAUGUUCCAUUGUAACUGCAAGAGAUUAUAGUGUGCCUUUGCAUAGGCUGCAUCAAACAGCACUGUCGUUAUUAUAAAUACUACAACUUGAUAAUGAACACCUUUUAAAAAGCUUCAGAGCUUGCAUACUUAGUGAUCCUUUUGUUUUCUGAUUAAUCUUUAUUUGUUGAAAAUGGAUGACAGCUCCAUCUUGGAAAAACCUUUUAUGAAUUCCCUUAAAGGCUUUAGGGGUUUGACCUGUGACUUAUUCUUACAGGUAGCUUGUAUUUCUUUGUCUGACUACAGCAAGAGGAGUAAAACAUUUCAAAACUUAGGGCUACCUCUGGAAAUCCCUCAAAUCUAUCUUUAAGAUAUUGCACAUUGGUUUAUAUUUAAUAAAAACUUGGAUGGACAAAGAGGUGGUUCUCUGGCUGUGUGAGAUUUAAAUCUUGUUUAAGGUUGUUAGCUACAUAUCUUUUUGCCUCCCUAGUGGAGAGAGUUCAAAGCAUUUUCCCUGAAGUUAAAUAAAAUUCUGGAGCUUGAUGACUAUCUCCUUCACAUACCUCAUGGUUAAACUUGUUGAGCAAGUCUUAUUUUUAUAGGGUUGGUAUGGCCAUGGCUUUGUGAUUACUUGCUCAUGCUGUCACUGCUAAAAUGUUACUUCAGAUGUCUGUUAAAACUGGGACCAGAUUCACCACACAUCUACCUGUGAAACUAGAAUAUCUGCAUUCUAAACUAAAACUAAACUAGUACAUUGUAUUAAAAGAUACAAGGUACAUUUUGCCACAUUUAAUUUUGUCUAUUAAUUAAACUUUCAAAGAAGCUACUGAUGCCUAACUUCAUUGCUCUUCUGUUUUUAAUAACCGUGAAUAUCACUUACCAAAAUUAUAAAUUUCCAUAACAAAUUUAAUCAACUCUAGGUAUCUUCAUAUUAUUCAGUGCAUUGUAUUUUACAGCAUAUGAAAUUCAAACAGUAUAAUCUUGCUUUUUGUGGUCAUCUAGGUGGUUUGUGAUGGUUAGUGAGCCUUUUUGUCUUUGAGUGCAAAGACAUUCCAUAGUUUAAUGACAGUUUUCCUGUUUUUUUUUAAGAUGGAGGAGUAGUCCAGAUAGCAAAUGCAGAUGUAUCUCUAUUUAUAAAAAGCCUAUAAGGUGUGAUCCCUGCCUGCAUUUGUCUGACACCAUAAUGUACAUGCAUUCAACUUGAGUAGGCUUCCCUACUUUUAUGGGGAAGGUAGUAGAGCAUGACCUUUUUAUAUUCUGUGAGAUCACUUAUUGGUUUGCUGCCACCAUUGGUUUGGUUGGCUCUCGAGUCUCAAGUGCCCUAUAAAUAGGGAGUCAAAGCCAUUUUGAAAGCAAUUUAACAGUUGAAAUGCUGGGACUCUUUGGUUUUUUUCUUAUAGUUCAUUAUUAGAUACAGCUGUCAUCAGUAAUUAAGGUUUUAAAAUCUUGUCUACUGAAGUCUAGAACUUAGUGUUCUGAAGAGCCUUACAGGUCUAAAAGGAGAGUGUGCUGAGCCACAGGCAUCACAUGUUCAUUUACUUGGAUCAUGCCAGAUAUUGAAAUAGAAGUAUAAUUUUAAAAAGUCUCUUGUGGCUGUGGAUACCACAAGAUUUCAACCAGUUCUUUGCUAGAACUGCUCUACUAGGUCACAAUGCACUUAGAAUAUUAGACUAAUAUUGAUAUUUACCAUUUCAGUUUCCUCCUAAUAAUUCUCAGACUAUUACAUCUAGGUAUUCUUUUCAGUACUAUGCUAGCUGUCGUACGUUUUGUUCAGUAUUAAAAAAGUUCCAUUGUACUCCUUACAGAAAGUAGAGGAAUGGUGGUGGUAAGAAGCCUAUCUGCGUCACUCAUCCAAAGCAAAAAUUCAAUUCUGGAGUUUCCUCCUAUUUAAUUUCUUAUUCUGGUUUUAUUUUUAAAUCUCUGUAGCACAACAGGAUAACUCUACAUUGCCUACUGGCUGCGGAAAAGUUUUUUUUUUAUCUAACCCCUUGUCUUAAGGUUGUAUUUCCUAAAAUGCUAUUCUGCAGUGAAGUCUCUACUGCAAAACUAUGGUUGUAUAGUCUUGAUCAUACCAAAGUUUGGUUGACUGAAAACUUCAAAAGUUUUAUCAUACCUCUCCUUUCAUUGGUUUGUUUAGUAUUCUAAAAAGCAUCUGUUGGUGUUUUGAAGAUCAGGUCUCUGUUACAAAUGAAAUGUUGAAUGGGUUGCCUUUUAUUGUGCUCAAUAAAAUUUUUAAUUGUG
Messenger RNA from Alligator sinensis (Chinese alligator), 3056 nucleotides. It is a transcript of the gene PRPS2, whose product is annotated as phosphoribosyl pyrophosphate synthetase 2. Gene Ontology annotation, cellular component: ribose phosphate diphosphokinase complex; cytoplasm. The record is from RefSeq and is a predicted model, not a curated record. Gene Ontology annotation, molecular function: magnesium ion binding; ribose phosphate diphosphokinase activity. Bases 144 to 851 code for a protein of 235 amino acids. Gene Ontology annotation, biological process: ribonucleoside monophosphate biosynthetic process; 5-phosphoribose 1-diphosphate biosynthetic process; purine nucleotide biosynthetic process. Lineage: Eukaryota; Metazoa; Chordata; Crocodylia; Alligatoridae. The transcript has 6 exons.